Messenger RNA from Amoebophrya sp. A120, 530 nucleotides. The record is from the annotation of a GenBank genome assembly. Lineage: Eukaryota; Dinophyceae; Syndiniales; Amoebophryaceae.
AUGCUGCUUAUUUGGGCUCGUGCCAACAACAACUGCCCCCUCUGGUCCCAAACAUCGGCCAGCUGCAACAAUCUUAUACUUUACUUCGGUGAAAAUACAUUCGCGCAACGCGCUCAGCCACUUGCUUUCACUUCGUCGUACAAGCUGCAAUCGUCCCAAUCGUCCGACAAUUCUAAUUCAUCAUCGCUUUCGUUUCAUAUCGUUAACUAGGAAGCUUUUUGCUUUCGUUCCUGACCUUGUUGAAAACUGCUGGGUGUCACAGCAGUUCUUGCAGUCGUCCCGUGGAGGUUUUCUUGUUCACUUUUGGUGCGCGUCCGCGUUGUGUGUUGUCAGGUCUUGUUGCUGGUCUACUCGUGCACGACUCGUAGUAGAACAACUUGAGCUUAUAAUUUUUCGUGCAGGGGAACCGGUUGAAGGAUAAUCCUAGGUGGCUCUUUCGGUGUGUAUUUUUGAAUUAAAAAAACUGUCCACCACGUCCAGUUUCUCGCAGGACCAUUAUUUCGAGAAAGCGUAUUAGACCUCAGGAGCAG